UCACAGUGAGUAAGCUUUGAGAAACAAAUCCAAGGGGUUUAUUUUGUUAAGCAAUAUUUGACAUGUUUGGGAUUUUGGACUGAGAUUCUAUCCCAGGCUUGUCAAAAGCAGGAGCCACUGCACUGAGGUUAUCCAUGUUCAGUGUUUAACUGGUGUUACACUAAUCUGGCAUGACAGACCAUUUCCAUGCUCUUUCACAACAGGCAACAUUACCAUCAGUUUGUUUAGGGGAUUAAAAAGUCUUGUAUGUAAAUUUUUCAUAAAUGACGAGCAGAGUUGUAUGUGAUGCAUUGGUUAAUGCAGGGUAAGCAGAGAUGGGUGUGUCCUGAUAUGGGAUGACAAGCACAAAGUGAUGAAGACAUUAAUUACAUCUGAGCUGUGAAAAUGUUCCUCAUGUUUCAUAUGUACAGGCACCUAGUGGUUUCUUUAAAUUUCUGGGUUUUUUUGUUUUGGUGUUUUGUUCUGGUUUUUUUUAGUAGGCAAACUUUCUUGUAAAAGCCUUAUAGCUAAAUAAUGGCCAUUUGUACCUUCACGCUUAUUGUGCUUGAGUAUAUUACUGAGGAGCGAGGCUUGGAUCAAAAUUAACUUGAAAAUAGCCUUCAGCAUGAUAAAUAUUUGUAUUUAAAUGGAACCCAGGGAAAUCCUAGCCUCUGACAGAGCCCUGAAGGGGAGCUGGCAACUGUAUAGCAAACUGAAGUGUGCAAAUCUUCAGCCUAGCAGCAGAUCCAGUAAAUAUGUGCAGUGUAACACAGCAAAUAUGGGCAGGCUUUUAGUUACAGAGGAUUAUGCUGAAAAGAAAAACACGAUAGCAAAAGCUCUGGAAGAUCUUAAAGCCAACUUCUACUGUGAACUCUGUGACAAGCAGUACUAUAAACACCAGGAGUUUGACAAUCACAUUAACUCUUAUGAUCACGCUCACAAACAGAGACUGAAGGAACUGAAACAGAGGGAGUUUGCUCGAAAUGUAGCAUCUAAGUCACGAAAAGAUGAAAGAAAGCAGGAGAAAGCCCUUCAACGUUUGCACAAGCUAGCUGAGCUAAGGAAAGAGAGAACGUGUGCUCCUGGAAGUGGCCCUAUGUUCAAAUCCACUACAGUGACUGUGCAAGAUGAUUGCAAUGAAGUCCCCAAAAGCGCUGCCACAGAUUCUGCCAAAAGCCAGGAUUUCAGCUGUACAUUAGUGCACGACAUGCAGAACUGCAAAGACAUCGCUUCUGUUAUUCCUUCCGCUCCUGGGGAUGCAGGUGGUCACCAAUCCGACGCUAACAAACGCGGAGAUCAGGUUCAGAGAGCUCAAGGACACAGAGUCGGGUUCUCCUUUGCUUUUCCUAAGAAAGCAGCAGUCAAACUGGAGUCUUCAGCUGCUGUUUUCUAUGAGUUUAAUGAGGAAACCUCCAUGGAGCAUGGAUUUAGCAGAAGGAGUAGGUUUGUUCCGGGAACAUGUAACCUUCAGUCUCCUUCAGCAGCAGAAAUAGUUGUAUGCCCUGAGGAGAAACACAACUGUUUUCACCCACUGGUGGAAAAAUGCACAGAAACAGCAGAAGCUCCUGAAGCUCAGGAGCCAAAAGAGCUGUCCAGGGAGGAGAGCAGGGUGCUGGAGAGUCCAGCUUUACCUCCUGCCAUGUCCCACUCAAAGCAGCCGGUGUCCUCGGGCACGGAUGGCCACGGUGGGGAUGUGAGUGCCGCUGACUCGGGGGACCAGGCUCUGUCACCCUGUCCCUCUGCAGACACUGCUCAAGCCCUGCCCCUGGACGGCAGCAGGCACGAGCUGCAGGCCAGCAGAGCUCCUGUGCAGGAACCUGGGGAGGAUUGCUCCUCUCUGCAGGAUGUUGUAGAGGAAAACUAUAACGAUGGGAACAGUGAUCCAUCUGCAACUCAAACUGAAAUAAAAAAUCUGGGGGAAGAUGCAGUAGUUCCACCGCCAUCUGAAGAAGGCAGUGGAGCCCCAAAAAGCAAACCAGACGUACACAAGAGACCCUGUCAACCCUUUGUUCCUGUUCUUAGCAAAUAUGGAUCAAAUAUUCUUCAGUGGCCAUCAGAAAUGUUAAUUUACACAAGUACAGAUCCGUCAAUUUCUUAUAGCUGUAAUCCUUUAUAUUUUGAUUUUAAGUCGUCAAGUGUAAAUGAAAGCCAAGAAAAGCGCAAGCAUCAACCAAACAUACCUCAUUUGCACCAUAAAACUGAAUCUAACCAUAUCUUAGUCUCAGAUUUUACAAAAAGACCUAAUUCAGAGUGUGGUGAUUAUGAAGUAGAAGUGAAUAAAAAUGUGUGCAACUAUACAAUACCCCUGUUAAGUGAUGUUUCCCUCUUCAGAAAUUGUGACCUUGCAAAAAAUCCAAACAAAGUGUCCUUGGAUGAGUCAUUCGGGAUUAGAAAAAUAGAAAAGUAUCACAUAUCUCCUAACCCCUUACGACAAAACACUGUGAUAGAUGAGAAAUACAACAAAGUCUGGAUCAAAGAAGGCCAUGAAAAAUGGCUUCACAAAAGCAGAAAACGGAAAAGGAGAAGAAAAUUAUGUCAUUGUCAUUAUCAUCACUGUGGAGACACAACAAUAGCAGAAAUGGAGAUGUCUCCAGUAACUGAAAAAGAAGUUACUUACAGAGACGAAAAUAAAUAUCAGCACUUCCAACAUAAUGCAGAGAAGUGCAGACAUGGUGCAGGAAAUAGCUGGUUAAGUGCAGGCGAGGUGCAGCAGUCACAGCCAAAAUUUGGCAUUGAGAAGGGUCCUAAGAGAGUCAUGUCUGCAUCAGAUCACAUACACUGGGACAGAGGCUGGUGUGACUUUUGGAGUGCAAAAAACAGUGGCCAGCACCAUGGUUGUAAAAGACCACACAGAAAGAGCAAAGCGAGCUCCCGGAGGCAGGCGAGGCAGCUGGCUCCGAGCUCCAGGAGGCACAGCCUGAGGCACUCGAAAACCUGCUGUAGCUGGAAAGUCAGGAGGUCAAGCUGCUGUAGCCCAGAGCAUAAAUGUUCAGGACAGUGCAGCGAGGAGAAGGGGCCGAGUCAAAACCAGCCCAUAAAGAGAGGUUACAGCCUUCUGACAGAGGAACCCGAGAAACCUCGCCGCAAGAGGAGGCAGCACACCUAUUCCUCUUCCUCGGAUGAAAGCUCAUGUGGACAGGCAUUAUCAGCAGAGCAAUGUAUAAGGCAAGGACACGCUUUAGCUACCUACCACAAGGCAAAAGGGAAGCGCAGGAAAAGGAAGACUAGAAUCCAUCAAGUUUCCCUUGACAGGAGUGCAAAAAGCGAGCCCUCUGAAUCUUCCAAAGAAAACUCCGCAAAUUCUGUGUUAAAUGUUUUGGGGGACUUACUGACUCGAGACAAUCUAGAGGAAGCUAACGCAGCUCCCAAAGAUGAUGGUGAUGAUAAUGCAAAAGAUAGGGAUGAAACAAUGGAGCUGGAGGAAAGCAAGUCUCCUGUAGAAACUGCUGGCCCACAGGUUCUGGAAGAUGAUAAAUCGAUGGCGUGCGCAGCGAUGGGGAGCGCGCCCGCCACGCGUCCUGAGGUCACCACAAGUUCUGCUGCUGCUGCUGCCCCCGAGCCCAGUGCCACAGCAUCUCCUGCCAAACAGGGUGCUCCCCAGGAGGGAAAGAAAAAGGAAAAUGUCGACGGUCGUGAAAAUCAAGCUCGUUACAAAGUUCCCGUCCCCAGCAGACACUUGGAACCAGCUCCUCCUAAAUCCUACCUUUGCCAUUACGAGCUGGCCGAGUCUCUACCGCACGAGAAGAUGGGUGAGGUGGCGGGCGAGUGGGUGCAGUGCAAUCCCGGCAUAUUUAGCAGCCCCCCGCCCUUGCCCUUCAAAGAAGCACACGUGAACACCUUUCUAAGCACGGAGCAGUUAAUAGCCCCCUUCCCCCUGCCCGAGCAGGCGCUGAUCCUCCCUCCCGACGGCCGCGAGAAGUUCAAAGAGCUGCCAUCGGAGGCCUAUCAGCAGGUGAUGCCGCUGGCCGGCAAGGUGAAGUUCGCCUUGGCCCCUCCGGCCAUGCAGCCCCCGGGCUCGGCGCUGCCGGGGCUGCCGCUGCCGCCGCCGCUGUGCUCUACCUCGGUCACCACCAUCCACCACACCGUCCUGCAGCAGCACGCCGGCACCAUCAAGCUCCUGCAGCCCCAGCAGCAGCUCCUCUCGCAGCUGCCGGCUCUCUCCAGGGCUCCCUUACCUCAGGUGCCGCUGGGGCCGCGGCUGUGCCCGGCGGGACACGCGGCGCUGCUGGCCCCGGCUCAGCUGCCGCUGCUGCCGCCCUCGCUGCUGCCGCCCGCCCCGCUGGCCUUUCCCCCGCACGGCGUCUUCCCGUCCCUGCUGGCCCCGCACCCCGCCGUCAUCCCCCUGCAGCCGCUCUUCUAGCGCACCCACCGCGGGGAAAGGCCUUCAGCUUUUCUCAAAAAAAAAAAAAAGUCCCGCUUGUCUCAAGCUUUGCAGAGCUUGGAGUGAUCCCGGGAAAGGAAACCGGUUCAAAUGUUCCUCGGGAAGCAUUUCCUACAAGGGUAAUAAUGAUGCAACGAACAGAUGUUCACGGCGAGUUCAGACCUAUACUAUUACUAAAGCACUGAAUAGUCUGAUCCUAAUUAUGAACUAUAUAUAUAUGUGAAAAUCAUGUCUUAGAAUAUGUAUAAUGUAUAUAAAAUAUAUUUAUAGUUCUAUAACUUAUGUUGUAAAGUAUUCACUUUUUUGUUUUUUAUCUUUGUGUAUUUGCACCUAUUUAAUGUUUAGACAAAGCUGAUGCACUAUGUUUUGUACUAUGUUCUCUGAAACUGUAAAUCUAGUGACAAACUAUCUCUUGCAAUAAAUUUUUGUUAACUACUUAAGAAUAUCUUUCAUUAUAAGCCUCAUGGAUGUUGUUCUUCCAUGUCCUUCUGCAGCUGAAUAGCAUCUUCUGCCCCUGCUGUGCUGGGAUAACCAGGUUUCCUACAUGUCAGUGAUUUAUCAGGGGGGCUUAGGGGCCAGUACCUGGCGGGCAGCUGUCUCACCAAGGCACAGAGAAAGGGUAAUAGAUGUGUUUGUGUCGGAGGCUUGAUGUCACCGUGACAAAUUUUGCCCGCUUGCACCGUGUGCUCACGCUGCUGGCUGGUGGAGCUGAUCCCUUUCACACUAAACCACAGAAAGGCAGUGUAACAAAUGUAACGCUGGUGAAUGGAAGGGGAAAAAAGGCCGGUAUUGACAGCAGCUUGGCUUUGAGGGAAUAUUGCUGGUAGUGGAAGGGUAGAGCCCUGGUUCCACUGAGCGGUUUCUCUGAUGGCCCACAGGUCUGUCGGAGAGAGGUUGUUGCUGCUGGGCAGCGUGUGAAGGCAGCAGGAGCACAGGAGCGUGAAGGGGAGGUCAGGAAACCCACCACUGACACGAAUUCUUACCUCACCCCCCUACUUCCCGCAGCAUUUCACUAAAGAAAUAGAAUAACACAAAUUAGAGAUUAAUUAUAGUAAUAAUUUACUACCAUCGUUUCUAACUGUAUUCCAGAGACUUCUCCCUACCUCUGCAGCCUUUUCAUUGCUGUCAGACCUCACACAGCUUUAGCUGGUGAAAUCUCCUUAUUUGCUUUAGCAUGAGGUAUAUCAGACCCGUGCCUGCGACAGUCCAGAAUGAAAGCAGAAGUCACUCAUCCCUUUGAGUUAAAACAAAGUGUUAUCAUGUGAGUGAAGCCAAGGAUUUGCAGCAUGAAGGUUAGUGCUAGAAGUAGGCUUCCAUAAUAAAAGGUAGGUAGGCUCUCCCAAUUAAUGACUUCUCUUCACCUUUUUAUAUACGAUAAUAAAAUCAUAUAAAGUUGAACUGAAAGAAUAGUGAAUUUUAAGUAUUCUUAAUAUACAUUGCAUAUUAAUAGCUACAGAUGUUAACCAUUUGCAAAAUAAUGCUAUAUCUUACAACAUAUAUAUCUGGAUCUUAUUUUCUGCAUCGGUAGCAUUAGAACUUACCUGUAUCAAUAUUGCAAGUUUUAGUAUAAUAUUACAUUAAAACUGUGGCAAACAUCUUGCCACUAUGAUUUCAGAGCCAGCUGCUCGAGGGACGCGAGCUUCCCAUUUAGCAAAGGGCUAAAUUAUGUUAAUAGGCAAAAAGAAAGAGCAGAUGAACAGCCAGGUUCUGGAGAGUGUCUGGAUCCCCCACCUGAGGCUGCAGCAGGGAGUGGGAGUCAGGGAGCAGCCACCCCUGGAAUGCCAGAAGGAAGGUACAUUUUCUCCAGCUCUAACUUCAGGUGGAUGCCCAUUUCUAGUUGUGUGGUACCUGCAAAAUACAGGACUACAGGACUUUAUGCUCCUUCUUUAUCUCAAGAGUGUGCCUGCAUAGGGUGUUUGUCUCCACUACCUCCUGUUGGAAUCUCCAUUGGAAGCGGGAGGGCUGUCCUGGCUGAUCUGGGUCCCUUGGCUGACGUGUCCUGGCUUCUGCAUUCUGCCCUCCUCUGUGGGAGACAGCACACACACUGCCCUGGGUUCUGAUGUCCCAUCAAAGACAAAAUCCCCCUCAUCACAGAGCAGUACAUUAAGGAAAAAAAAAAAAAAAGGAAAAGAAUCCACAUAGGACAGAUACGGUUGCACAUUCUGGCAGAUUAAAAAUAGCCAGUUUAAAAUUUUCAGUUGCAAUGCUCAUUGAAAAAUCCCAUCUGUGAACUUGAAGACCACAUUUUUUUCACCAAAAUGUUCCAACAGCUUUGAAUUCUUCUUUUUCCUUACAAUUUAAAUUAUUUUAGGUUGUUAAACAGUGUUAAGACAUUGCACAAUUCUUUAUUAUCUACUGUAAUUGCUGUUCAAUAGUGUAUAAACUAUUUAAAAUAAAAGAAUAAUAACCAUAAAAUGUAAUAAUUUUCUAAUAUGGUAUUGCCUUUAAUGCUAGAACUGUUUGUAUAUGUGACUUCAUAUGUAAAAGCAAAAGCAGUAUAAAAAUAAAUCAUAAGUUAAGUUUCAAAUUGAACACACUAAAUUAA
Messenger RNA from Poecile atricapillus (Black-capped chickadee), 6905 nucleotides. RefSeq names its product zinc finger protein 804A (gene ZNF804A). The record is from RefSeq and is a predicted model, not a curated record. Gene Ontology annotation, cellular component: nucleus. The transcript has 4 exons. The coding region runs from base 626 to 4339 and encodes 1237 amino acids. Lineage: Eukaryota; Metazoa; Chordata; Aves; Passeriformes; Paridae.